Oncorhynchus gorbuscha (pink salmon) is the source of this 1534-nucleotide messenger RNA. RefSeq names its product zinc finger protein 239-like. The transcript is spliced from 4 exons. The record is from RefSeq and is a predicted model, not a curated record. Lineage: Eukaryota; Metazoa; Chordata; Actinopteri; Salmoniformes; Salmonidae. Bases 129 to 1172 code for a protein of 347 amino acids. Gene Ontology annotation, biological process: regulation of cytokine production; negative regulation of transcription by RNA polymerase II; regulation of immune system process.
AGAAAAUGCGGAAAUUGACAUUGCGUUUGUUUUUGGGGAUCUUUAUUUUUUUGGUGGGGGAAGGCGAUGUCAAGGCAUAAAUAACACUACUCGUCAAACAAUGAACAAAUAACUUCACAAAAAAAUAAAUGUAUGAUUUCGCUUUAGCUACCAAAACAAGGCUUCAGGUUUUGUGCAUCACAGGAGAGAUGGCGUCAGUGAAAGACAGCAGUCAGACACUCCUGCUCAAUGUCAUCACGAAAGAUAAAGAGGAGGAAGUGAAGAUUUGGGAAUGUGACGAUUACCCAGGAGAGAGUCCAGAGAUGGCGUCAGAGAAGAUGGCAGACAGAAGUCAAACACUGGGGCUGAAUGUCACCAUUAACAGAGAGGAGAAGGAAGACGUUGGUGAAUCUGUUGAUCCUGGAGAGACGCCUAACUCCUCUGACCAAGUUGAGACAUUUCCUGCUUCAGUCAAGCAACGUCGGAAAGUGAGCAAAGUGAAGAAGCCUCACCGCUGUCCUCACUGUGAGAAGAGUUUCCCGUUCCUUUCAUAUCUUGAAAGACACGUGCGAAAACAUUCUGGAGAGAAGCCUUAUUCCUGUUCUGACUGUGGGAUGAGUUUCUCCCAACUGAGUGGCUUGAACGUGCACCAUCGAACGCACACUGGAGAGAAGCCUCACCGCUGUCCUCACUGUGAGGAGAGUUUCCCAUUCCCAUCAUAUCUUGAAAGACAUCUGCGGAAACAUUCUGGAGAGAAGCCUUAUUCCUGUUCUGACUGUGGGAUGAGUUUCUCCCAACUAAGUGGCUUGAACGUGCACCAUCGAACGCACACUGGAGAGAAGCCUCACCACUGUCCUCACUGUGAGAAGAGUUUCCCAUUCCCAUCAUAUCUUGAAAUACACCUGCGAAAACAUUCUGGAGAGAAACCGUACUCCUGCUCUGACUGUGGGAAAUGCUUCACAACAUCAAGUCAUCUAACCUCUCACCGGAGAACUCACACAGGGGAGAAGCCUUACUCCUGCUCUGACUGUGGGAAGAGUUUCCCAUUCCCAUCAUAUCUUGAAAGACACCUGCGGAAACAUUCUGGCGAGAAGCCUUACUGCUGCUCUGACUGCGGGAAAUGCUUCACCACAUCAAGCAAUCUAACGCUACAUCAGAGUGCACACAGGGGAGAAGCCUUGGAGCCAAUUUGAGUUCAAAAGAAUUGACCCAAAAAGAAAAAGAACAGAAAUGAAAAAAAUAAUUGGGAAGUAAUGCAUGGUGAAACUGAAAUGUAAAAAAACAAACAUAAUUAUCAAAAACAAAAAAGUGAAUUGUAUGAAAAAAAAUGUCAAAUUCAAACACAUUGAAAAUGAUUUUCAAAACAUUCAGUUGUUGUUUGCAUCCAAUCUUUAAAGUUCAUUUGGUCAAAUAACUUGUUUUCGCUCUUGACUUUUGUCCUUGCAAUGACAAUUUUAUUCCACCUUCAAGUCAUCUUUUCUCUCCUCCAAGUUUUGGUACUCUUGACCUGGAGGCAGGGUUAGAGGGGAUGGGCGUGUCUAAUGUUAGAGGGGAU